UAAAAUAAAAACAAAAUAACAAAUAAAAUAAUUUCAUCGGUAGGUCCACGAUCCACCGCAUGUGGUGUUGAUUUGCAACAUGAAAAAUACGGGACAAUCCUUGACGUUUUAGGCUGAAAAGGUCUUUUGUUGGGUAAAAUAUCAGUGAAUAAUGGAGAAUUUGACAGAUAUAAAGUUUCCUGAGAUCCCCUCGAUUCAUGAAGACGAAGUGGACUGGGUGUACAGUGCAAGGAGAGAAAUGCAGGAGAUUGUGCCAGGUUUGUUUCUUGGGCCGUACGCUGCUGCGACAAAAAGCCAAUUGCAAGUCUUGCUGGACCAUGGUAUCACUCACAUAGUCUGCAUUCGACAAGACAUUGAAGCACUCUUUAUCAAGCCCAACUUUCCAGAGCACUUUGAGUGAGUGGUCAAAGAAUUCAUUGAUAAAAGUAACCUUUUUGGCGGCAAGACACUUGUUCAUGGAAAUGCAGGAAUGUCAAGAAGUGCUGCACUCGUCAUAGCUUAUGUAAUGGAAACGUAUGGAUUGGCAUUCAAGGAGGCCCUGCGAUAUGUACAGCAGAGACGGUUUUGCAUCAGCCCCAAUGAAGGAUUCAUGAGACAACUUGCAGAAUAUGAGCCAAUUUUCACUGCAAGGUUACAGAUGAGAUCACAAGAAAGGUCAGCAACAUCAGGUCGAAAAAGGUCGCACGAAGACGUCGACUAUGAAAUGGAUGACAGCUGAUCAUGUGACCUCAUAUUUGUAAAUAGACUAUUUUUGGACUGCUUUGAACUACGCGGAUCUUGCCAACCCGGAUGUUAGCACUGUAUGAGAAAAUGGAUGGUGAAAUGGGCCUUUGGACACUUUGCCGUUGUUCAAUCGUGGUACAGUAUGUUUGGGGCGUGAUUUUUUUAAAGUCCGGAGGCAUUUGAGAGAUUUAAUAAUGUCAAAUUUUUGUUCACAUUACACCUGGCUGUGGCAGACAACCUGUGACAAGGGAACAGAUAAUUAUGUGCUCGGCUAGUCUUAAACAAAUGUCUGAGACCAGUACAUGUAUUCCCAUUCGUAAAUUCCUUAUGGUAAAUAGAUUUCAAACGAGCUUUGAAAUUUAUAAAUUUCUAACGAUUUUGUUCAAGAUGGUUCACUUUUUUUCCAAACACCCAUGUAGCCAUUGUAAGGCACCACAAAUGUGUUUGUGAUAUAUGGUAUAUUUGUGGUAAAUGAUUUCUGUAGAUGGAAAUUGGCAGGUGGGGUAUGUACCACAUGAGGUGGUGCAGAAUGCAAUAUGCCAGUGCAGUGUGUGAAUGUAGGACUCGGCUUUCGGUGUUCAUAAAUACUGGUAAAGUAUUUGUUACAACAGCAUUCUUCCACAGAGUAUAUCUUUCCAUUAUUGCCUACUUUUCUGCUCUCUUAUCUUCCUUGCUACUUCUCUGCUCCAAGAGCUGAAAAUAUUGUACAAAAAAAAGGACUAUUGGUGACACAGGUUCCAGGAACUACAGAAUAUGAUUUGCAUAAGCAAUUUGUCACGGCAACUGAUGCUUAACUUGGGAACUAAAACAAUUUAUAAAACAAUGCUUUGGAUCAGCUAGGGGAGUCCAGAGACCGGUUCUUUUGAAAAAUUGUACCUUUUGGGGAUAAUUUUCUUUUAACCGUACACAGUUUUAUAAUAGCAGGUAAAGUCGGGUACAGUUUUAGUUCAUUCAAGUGCCAAUUGUUUCCAUGAUAUUGCUUCAUAUUUUUAUGAACUUUUUAAAAAAUCUUUUUGGCUUGGAGAGUUUCCCAAGUUUCCCCAUACUUGUCACAAGCAAUUAAUCAGUAUGCGAGGGUUUGUGGGUAAAAAGCAAUGAAUUACAGGGAAUUGCAUUUUUCCCUUUCAAGUCUGCCAGCAACCAGUUACAUGUACGUCACCGAGAAUAUUCCAAUUGGGUGUUGCAAGUAGACUUGGCAACCUCUCCCCCAUCCCUACCCCCCCCCCUCGAAAAAGAAGGAAAAAGAAAUGAACUAACAGGAUAAAAUCACCGGUUUGCUUGAAAAUACCAAUUGACCCCUUCCACAGUUGAUAAUCAGUUUGUUUCUGAUGAGUGCUUUCCCCCCCUCCCAAAAUGUCACGGUGGCUGCACUGGAAAAGUGCCCCCGCCCAGACAAUCCCAGUGACACGCAUGCGGGGAUGUGAAACUACUACAAAACAGAUCUAAUGUGCUUACACAGAGUCAAGUUAGACCUAAUAUCUGAUUUUAAUCAAGACAUUGUAAAUAUUAUUGAAGUACAGCUGAGUUUUCAUGUUGUAAAUUUUAUGCGGAUUAGAAGUAUUUAUUACAUUUGUUACAAACUGACAUGGUUCGUUCAUAUAUUUUGUUUCAAAAUGAUGUAUUUAGACAAUGUUUUUCAAAAGUUGUGAUGUGUAUCUUAUUUAUCUUUGCAAUGGUUGAAAAAUAGAAUUUUUGAAUGUUAUUCGAUAUUGAUUUUUGUAGAAAAACGGUUGGAACAAUAGGAAUUUCUAAAGAAUAACAAGGAGCCUUUUGUACGUUAACAAUUGGAAAAGGGUAAGUAAUGAAAUUCAUGCAAUUUUCGGUCUUUUUAAGAACCAAACUUUAUGAGUUACAUUUAUUUCCUCCAUGUGGAUUUUGGCAUUUGCUAAAUUAACAUUUAUGGGGAGCUGAGUACAUGAGCAAGCCAACACGGCGUGAGCGGUCUUUUUAAAAUUCCAUGUUAACUCUUGCUCUAUGCCACUAGAGCAAUUUACUGCAAGUCACUGAUACCUGCCAAUGCACUGCAGCUGGCGUGCAUUGGAGGAUUCUUUGCCUUACCAGUGGAGUGAUUUUACUGCACAGUCCAAUAGAAGAAGUACACUCCAGUGUACUCAAGAGGAAUGUGGCAUGUGGCUUUGCUUGUCAGUGUAAUACAUGAGUUGGACCAAGCUGA
Molecule: messenger RNA, 2896 nt
Organism: Acanthaster planci (crown-of-thorns starfish)
Lineage: Eukaryota; Metazoa; Echinodermata; Asteroidea; Valvatida; Acanthasteridae
Gene: styx
Product: serine/threonine/tyrosine interacting protein
Biological process (GO): protein dephosphorylation; regulation of ERK1 and ERK2 cascade; negative regulation of SCF-dependent proteasomal ubiquitin-dependent catabolic process
Cellular component (GO): nucleoplasm; cytoplasm
Molecular function (GO): F-box domain binding
Source: RefSeq, a predicted model, not a curated record